Thrips palmi is the source of this 1746-nucleotide messenger RNA. Its product is annotated as serine-rich adhesin for platelets-like. Lineage: Eukaryota; Metazoa; Arthropoda; Insecta; Thysanoptera; Thripidae. The annotation marks the transcript as partial. The transcript has 2 exons. The record is from RefSeq and is a predicted model, not a curated record.
GCGAAGCGAGCCAACGCCCCAGCCACCGCAGCCGCCCCCGCGAAGCGAGCCAACGUCUCCACCGCGCAGGGUCCAGCGGGUGCAGCCGCCAAGCCAGCCGCCCCCGCGAAGCGAGCCACCGUCCCCGCCCUCGCCAGGCCGCAGAGGAUCACGGCAACAACCAACCCCGUCGGGCCACCCAGGCGGCCCGUGGCCUGUCGCUCAGCCUCCACGACGGCCUCCACCGCGGCAAGGGCGGCCACGUCGGUGACCUCCACGGCGACGGCUGUGAAGGCAGGGAAGGCACGGACCUCCAAACCAGGCGCAACGCGGGCCUCGGCCUCGGUGGCCGCAGCCGUCCUCCCUGCGCCGACUUGUCCUGCAGAGCCGCGGGAAGGGGCCCUGGCGUCGGCCUCGCCCGACCAGCCCUCUGCGUCGGCCUCGUCGGACCAGCCCUCGACGUCGGCCUCGCCCGACCAGCCCUCUGCGUCGGCCUCGUCCGACCAGCCCUCGACGUCGGCCUCGCCCGACCAGCCCUCGACGUCGGCCUCGCCCGACCAGCCCUCGACGUCGGCCUCGUCGGACCAGCCCUCGACGUCGGCCUCGUCCGACCAGCCCUCGACGUCGGCCUCGCCCGACCAGCCCUCGACGUCGGCCUCGCCCGACCAGCCCUCUGCGUCGGCCUCGUCAGACCAGCCCUCUGCGUCGGCCUCGUCCGACCAGCCCUCGACGUCAGACCAGCCCUCGACGUCGGCCUCGUCAGACCAGCCCUCGACGUCGGCCUCGCCCGACCAGCCCUCGACGUCAGACCAGCCCUCGACGUCGGCCUCGUCCGACCAGCCCUCUGCGUCGGCCUCGUCAGACCAGCCCUCGACGUCGGCCUCGCCCGACCAGCCCUCUGCGUCGGCCUCGUCGGACCAGCCCUCUGCGUCGGCCUCGUCAGACCAGCCCUCUGCGUCGGCCUCGUCAGACCAGCCCUCUGCGUCGGCCUCGUCAGACCAGCCCUCUGCGUCGGCCUCGUCCGACCAGCCCUCUGCGUCGGCCUCGUCGGACCAGCCCUCUGCGUCGGCCUCGUCAGACCAGCCCUCUGCGUCGGCCUCGUCCGACCAGCCCUCGACGUCGGCGGCAGGGUGGGCCGCGGACCACGGUUUGUCGGGGAAGUCGGCUGCCCUGUUCGCGCUGUGGGUCGGCCCCGCCCCCAAGUGGCGCCGCAUGCCCGUGGACGGCACCAACGGCACGCUCUUGGAGCUCGAGGUGGAGCAGGUGGAAGGGGCGCUGAAGCAGGGUGACUUCCGCACCAACUUUCUGGGACGGAGCGACAAGGACGUGGACCACUUCGUGCGCACUGGACAGUGGCCAGACCCUCCAAUCCAACGAGCACUGCAAGUAGUGCCGUUCAAGUCUGUUGAUCACUACAUUAUGGUGUUACAACAAAGUGCCUUGUCGCAACUUUUAUGGGAAGCUAAAAGCUUUUUGCUUGACAGUGGAAGGCAUAUCAAUUCGAGGCUUCACCAAGCGCUGGCUGCCUUAGAAUUUGAGUGGCGGGGUACGAUUGCGGGGAGGCGUGUCAGCAAGGAGCCGUCCUGGCUCAGUACAUUCAAUAAGUUACCUGAUUUUAUGAGAGAAGUGAAGUAUAUUAUAGCAUAGUAAACCAAUUUGGAAAUUUUUAUCUCUUUUAGUUAAAUGUGUUUCUUUGUCGCUGGACUGUAAGUUUUUUAAGGAAUGUUAAGUUUUAGGUAUUAAAUGAAUUUUAUUCUGUCUUACGAA